AUGCCUCACAAAGCGAAUCCCAUUGAUUUUGAGAACAGCGAAAGCAAUUUAGGCGUGGCUAAUGGAGGUUUUUUUUCUCAUCUAAGCUUGAAGUUGCCGAUUUCACGUUGGCAGAGGGAUUUGACUGAUUCAACUGUCUUAAGGACCAUGGGUGUCAAUUUUGGUCAUUCCCUUCUUGCAUUAAAGCACACUUCAAGGAAUUGGGAAGCUUCAGGUCAACGAAGCUCGCUUGAGCGAAGAUGUGAACCAGUGCUGGGAGAGCUGACUAGAGGGAAAGCAAUUACCAAAGAAAGCUUAAGAGACUUCAUUGAAGGCUUAAAUAUUCCUAAAUGCAAAGACCUAUCUCUUAAGUUAACGCCGCAUACUUACGUUGGAACCGCCGUUGAACUGGCCAGAACUGUAGAACACGAGGUGGAUCGUGGAGGAGACCGGAACAAGGAGGAAGAAAAGGGGUCCAGCGGCGGAGGCCAUGGCACAACGUUUCCUUAUGUUUUUUCGUCACAAGCAUUCUGUCCGGGUCCUCCCAACCGCUCCAUUUGCCUCAACUAA
This is a messenger RNA of Vicia faba (fava bean), 549 nucleotides long. NCBI's taxonomy places the organism in Eukaryota, Viridiplantae, Streptophyta, Magnoliopsida, Fabales, Fabaceae. The record is from the annotation of a GenBank genome assembly.